AUGACUCGAGUCACUGCACCCAUCAGCAAGCUUGCCCGUUCCCUCUCGGCCAACCCUUCUGUCGCCCGUCCGGCCUACCUGGUCAAUGCAGCGCACAACCAUAACGGCGUCAAUAGCGCGUCUGCCUGGUCAGAGCACGGCGAGCGGGAAGAUGCCAGCCGCCACUUCACCACAACUCAUCGCCCGACAUCCGCACCUGUGCCGUCGCGCAACCGUAUCGUCCCGUUGAUGCAAACGUUCACCUUCCGCACUACGGCUCCCAAGGCCGUUCGGCUCGACACUAGUACUAUCGACAAUGCCGUGAUGCCUAUAAUCGCCGAGCCGGUCAGCUCGUCGUUGCACUCCAUCCGCGUCCCGCUCCUGCCAGACAACUUCGCCCCCAACCGCGAGGGCCUCGUGGGGCACGCACCCGAGGCCGUUGACGGACUACUGGCGACGCCGCAUGUCCUGGUCGUGGCUGCGCACCCAGAGCUCGUGACGCCGGCAUCACCGCUGGCCGAGAUGGAGAGCAUAGGCGUGGACGGCACCGAGCUCAAAUUUGCACAUACGCUGGAAGACUCACAGUCCAGCAGCAGCUCCGACAAGGAGCCGGGCAUGCUGAGAGACCUGUGGAAGGGCAUCGUCGAGGGUGUAAUCGGCGAGAAAAAGGUGGCACAUUAA
Molecule: messenger RNA, 660 nt
Organism: Grosmannia clavigera kw1407
Lineage: Eukaryota; Fungi; Ascomycota; Sordariomycetes; Ophiostomatales; Ophiostomataceae
Exons: 2
Coding region: 1-660 (219 amino acids)
Source: RefSeq, a predicted model, not a curated record